Molecule: messenger RNA, 5907 nt
Organism: Fomitiporia mediterranea MF3/22
Lineage: Eukaryota; Fungi; Basidiomycota; Agaricomycetes; Hymenochaetales; Hymenochaetaceae
Product: Not1-domain-containing protein
Exons: 11
Coding region: 1-5907 (1968 amino acids)
Biological process (GO): nuclear-transcribed mRNA catabolic process, deadenylation-dependent decay
Cellular component (GO): P-body; CCR4-NOT core complex
Molecular function (GO): molecular adaptor activity
Source: RefSeq, a predicted model, not a curated record
AUGGACUUUGAGAAUGCCGUACUCGCACUGUGCCAGCAACCAUGCUUUGACCAUGCGGACCUGUCACUUGCGCAAGCCGGAAAAUUAUUGCAAAAUUUACUUAGUGAUUCCCCGUUAGAUGAGCCUCUACUUGUUGAUCCGACUCAACGUCAAGCACUCGUAUUCUCUGCGCAGAAAAAGUUCGGCGCCGAGCUGGUUUCGCCGAUUUUGGCGCAGUUAUUCCAGAAGUUGAGUCUUCCACCGCAGACGACUCUUGUCCAGGCUCUGAACCAGCUUGGACCGGACAUCUCGAAUGACGUAGAGGUUGUGCGAGGUCUUCUUGUAAGAUUCGGAAUAUCAGAUCAAAAUCUUCCGACGAAUGAGCAAAUCACGGACACCUUUAUGACGCUCAGUCGUCUCACGGCAGAAGGCGCACAGCUAUGUGACGUUGGUACACUUGUUCGGGUGUUAAGCAGCUUUAGGGCACAACUCGACUGGAGCAAGGCUAUUGAAGUAUUUGAUUGGCCGGAAAGACAGGGCGUCGAUACCAAUACUCUCAAGCUCCUUAUCGCUAUACUCGUUAACUCGCCCCGAGAUGCCGAUAAGCCUGCCGUCGCUGGCUUUUGGUCCAACUGGAAGAACUCUCUCUAUCAACUUCGUCUUCUCGAUGCCCUUCUCUCACUACCUAGCGACACGUUCAAUUUUGUGUCCCUCCCCGGCCGACGUGUGGUCACCGUCGAUGAUGUUGCAGCUGCAAGUCCUACGAUCAAGACUUUGGCUGCCAAUGUGCAGAGCCAUACGUGGAAUUCUCUCGACUUAUUCGAAAUCUUGGUCAGACUAGGCGACUCAGAAAUCGAGAAUGUUAGAAGCUAUGUGCGGGAAAUGUUGGAUAAGGCUGUUCGGAUAAGCGCGGACAUUGUGCAUAUGGGACUUGUCCAGGUUCCGAAACCAUGGAAUGCAUUACAGGUCGAAUACUCGCGGCAGCUGCUUGGCAUGUUUCUAGGAGGACAUCCGAACCAUCAACUUGUCUUCAUGCGCAUCUGGCAGAUCGAACCGACGUAUCUUUUGACUGCUCUGCGUGAGUUCUAUGACGAGAAUCCGAUGAACAUCACCCGCAUCCUAGACGUUGCGCAAGACCUGAAGAUCCUCGAUUCUUUGCUGGAAGUACGUCCUUUCGUUUUCGCUCUGGACGUCGCCGCUCUUGCAUCCCGACGCGAAUACCUCAAUCUCGAUAAGUGGUUGUCGGACAACAUCGAGAAAUACGGAGCAGACUUCCUGCACAGCAUUAUUCUGUUCCUAGACCACAAGAUGCAGAACGAGAAGAUCGCAAGGACAGUAGAUCCUCAGGCAGAAAACAGGACAAUGGCGUUGAGUCCGACUACAAUCGCAAUCUUCCUACGCGCUCUACGCACAUUCUCGAAUGUCAUGGACGAACGAGAUGCAGAAUACUGUGUUGAGACGCGAAAUGCUUGCCUGCAGAUCCACCCUCGACUAAUGGUAUUGAGUCCUAGUGCCGAGAAUCAAGAGCCCGGAUUUAAUGUCGUCAGCUAUUCCACGGAUAUCGAGGCAGAGGUUGAUGGAAUCUUCAAGCAAAUGUACGACGAGCAGAUUACGAUUGACCAGGUCAUCAUCAUGCUGCAACGCACGAAAGAGUCUACGAAUACCCGCGACCAUGAGAUUUUCUCUUGCAUGCUACAUUUCCUUUUCGACGAGUACAAAUUCUUCCAAACCUUUUAUCCUCCUCGAGAACUUGCGAUGACGGGUUACUUAUUCGGAUCUAUCAUACAGCAACAGCUAGUUGAUUACAUCCCUCUCGGUAUUGCCAUCCGAUACGUCAUUGAUUCUCUCCAGUGUCCUCCCGAUACGAACCUCUUUAAAUUUGGCGUGCAAGCGCUUACACGCUUUGAAUCGCGAUUAGCAGAGUGGAAACUUCUGUGCGAGGCGCUGCUCAACAUUCCGCAUCUUGCCGAACAGCGACCGGACAUCAUUGAAGCAGUUCGUCGUGCUCUUGCCGCCCCGACCGAAAGUGCUGGUGCCGGUGGGGCAGGUCAGUUGCAAGGUUUUUCAUCAGCUUUACCUUUGGUUGAGAUACAACCUGCUUUCACAUCCAUCCGACCAGAUGUUUUGGAGGAAGGGGAUUUCAGCACGCCGCCGGAGGAAACCUCGGACAAGAUUCUCUUCAUAAUCAACAAUCUUGCUCCUAGCAAUUUCGAAGCAAAACUUACGGAGAUGAAGGAGCGUUUCGAAGAGAUCUAUUCGCGUUGGCUUGCGGAUUACCUUGUUGACCAGCGUGUCAGCACUGAACCAAACAACCAUCAGCUCUACCUGCGGUUCCUUGACGGUUUGGACAGCAAGCCAAUAGCAAAGUUCAUUCUACACGAAACAUUUGUCAAAUCUGCGUCAAUGCUCAAUUCCGACAAAACCAAAAGUUCCACAUCCGAACGUACCAUCCUCAAGAACCUCGCAUCGUGGCUCGGCCAAAUAACUCUUGCUCGCGAUAAACCGAUCAAACAUAAAAACCUGUCCUUCAAGGAGUUUCUGAUCGAGGGAGCGGACAGUGAUCGACUAGUAGUGGCAAUUCCAUUUGUCUGCAAAGUUCUUGAAGGAGCGGCAAAAUCGAAGGCUUUUCGUCCUCCAAACCCGUGGCUCAUGGCUGUCAUCAGCCUUCUCGCGGAGUUAUAUCACUUUGCCGAGCUCAAACUGAACCUGAAAUUUGAGAUCGAAGUGCUCUGCAAGGCGCUCUCCAUUGACCUCGAUACUGUAGAGGUUGCAAAUAUUCUACGCAGCCGGCCGCAAGUUGAACCAAUGGCUGGGCCUGGACUACCUGAAAUGAUGCCAGGUAUCGAUGCUUUGCCUAUUGGCGGUUAUGAACACGCUGGCGACGGCCAGGUCAUACCCAUCGGUACUACCAGUGGACCAGAGGCUGACCGAACUGUGGGAGCUCACAUAGAAGAAAUAUUAGCCAACUUGGCUACUUCCGUGAUAAUUAACCAUCAACUGGCUCCACUGCACACGAACCAUGCGUUUAAACAGGCAGUCCAAGAGGGUAUUGAUAGGGCUGUUCGGGAGAUCAUUCUACCAGUUGUGGAGCGUUCCGUUACGAUUGCAAGCAUCACGUCUCGAGAGCUUUGUGUCAAGGAUUUUGCGUCAGAACCGAACGAAGAGAAAUUACGCAAGGCUGGUCAUAUGGCUUGUCAAAAGCUAGCAGGUAGCCUUGCGCUUGUGACUUGCAAGGAUCCGCUCCGAACAAACAUGGCCGCUCAUAUACGGUCAUAUCUUCUGGACCAUGGAUUUACUGAGCAGAUGGUACCCGAACAAGUCAUCAUGCUGAUCGUUCAGGAUAACAUUGAUGUCGCCUGUGAAGCAAUCGAGAAGGCUGCCAUAGACCGUGCAAUCAAAGAGGUCGACGCUGCACUUGCACAGUCGUACGAUGCUCGCCGGCGUUACCGUGAUGUUCGCUCAGGUCAAAGCUUCUGGGAUCCUCUUGCCGUUCAAAGUGCCUUUAUCGCUGGUCUUCCUGACCCGCUGCGCAUUAGGCCGAACGGCCUUCAACCUCUCCAACAGCGCGUCUAUGAAGAGUUCGCUUUUGACAGCAAGCGUCGUGUUCCUGGUCGUCCACCUUCUAUAGUGCAGUACGCGCGCAAUGACGCUCUUCAGCCUACUUAUUCCCCUUCACCCAUACCUGACCACCAAGUGGCUGUCGCCAACUCUGCUUACAUGGCACAGGAACAGUUCAACAUUUUGGUACAGAAACUUGAGUCAAUUCUGUCUGAGAUACCUUACACUUCCCUCGCCCUCGUCCCUUCCAACCACGAGCUUCGUAACGUCGUCAAUCGCGUUCUCUCCCUAGCGCUCGAGAGUAACGAUCGUGUCCGAACGCCUCUCUUCAUGUCGCAAAAGAUAGUGCAGCAUCUCUAUAAGACACCGUCUCAGAUUGGGCGGGACAUAUAUGUUGCUUUACUUGAUCAGCUUUGCCAGUCGUUCGAGGAGGUGGCAAAGGAGGCAAUAAACUGGCUUAUUUGUGCUGAGGAUGAGCGCAAAUUCAACAUACCUGCCACUGUUACGUUGUUACGGAGCCACCUGAUAACUCCGACUGACGAGGACAUGCAGCUAGCUAAAUGGAUAUAUGCCAGUGCUAACAGCCGCCCGAGCUUGCAAGACUUCGCUGCUGGUCUCAUACGGGAAUGCCUUACAAGCGAGCCUCCCGUUACAACGCAACACCAAUUCCAGUAUACUCUUGAUGCUUUGACACAACUUGUGCGAGCGAGCAAAGCAACAGAGUCUGUCAUACAGCUGCUUAAUGAGCUGGCUGGCUUGCCAUCUCAACCUUCAACCGAAAUAGUUCCUGCCGUUGGACUUCAGCCAGUCAAGCAAGAGACAGAACAACUUCAAAUUGUACUGCUCAAGCGCUUCCAGCAGUGGGUGGGCAUUUUCCAGUCCUCCUCCAAUCCAGAGAAGAUGUUCGUGCAAUACGUUACUGCACUGUCGAAGCAGGGCAUCCUCAAGGUAGAAGACAUGUCUUCUUUCUUCUUCCGUGUUUGUGCAGAGUCCAGCAUUAGCCACUACACGAAGAGCGUUGCUGCGGGUGACUUUGGCCACUCGUUCCUGGCUUUGGAUGCCAUGUCAAGACUUAUUGUCUACAUUAUCAAGUAUCACGGCGAUGCUUCGGGAACAAACAAUUUACAGGCAAAAGUACACUACUUCACAAAAAUUCUUUCGAUCCUUGUCCUCGUCGUUGCUAAUAGGCACGAAGAGCAAGGCCCAGCCUUCCAGCAGAAGCCAUUUUUCAGGUUCUUCUCGAGCCUGUUAAGUGAUCUGUCUAGUCUCGGAGAUCAACUCGGGAAUGUGUAUUUCCAUUUACUGGUUGCCUUGAGCGACACGUUCAGUUCCUUGCAGCCCGUAUAUUUCCCAGGAUUUGCAUUCUCGUGGAUGACUCUGAUCUCUCAUCGCCUGUUCAUGCCAAAGCUGCUUCUCUCUGAAAAUCGCGAUGGCUGGUCUGCCUUCCAUAAACUCCUUCUCGCUUUGUUCAAGUUCCUGGCACCAAUGUUGCGAUCGGCGAAUUUCACCCUUGCGUCUCGCAAUCUUUAUCGCGGUGGCCUUCGUCUCCUUCUCGUGUUGCUCCACGACUUCCCCGAUUUCUUGAGCGCCUAUUACUUCUCCCUUUGCGAUGUAAUCCCUCCUCGCUGCACUCAACUUCGCAACAUCGUCCUCAGUGCGUUCCCUGCGUCCAUCACCCUGCCCGACCCUAGCCUUCGCAACACGAAGUUUGAGACAAUUCCCGAAAUGGGUCCAAUUCCACUCGUCCUAUCCGACUUUUCGGCCAUCCUCAAAAACGGCGAUCUUAAGGGUUACCUUGAUCAAUGCCUUCUGAGUCGUAUGCCGCAGACCUCUUUGGCAACGUUGAAGGAACGCAUGUGCCUGCCUCCGGGUACUGCAACAGGCGAGGAAACAUACAAUGUCCCGUUGAUAAACGCGAUGGUCAUGUACAUCGGUGUUUCCUCGGUUGCACAGGUUAAAGCACGAAGUGGCUCGUCAGUUUUUAUUCCAACCGAUCCGGGCGUGGUCGCUCUGACCUACCUGGCGUACAACCUCGAUCCAGAAGGCCAAUACCACUUGGCUAACGCGAUGAUUCUCCAACUCCGUUACCCGAACGCGCAUACGCAUUGGUUCUGCUGCCUCAUGCUGUACCUUUUUGAGCAUGCUAAGGACGAUCGAUUCCGGGAGAUCAUGACCAGAGUGCUUAUGGAACGGUUCUUUGUGCACCGCCCUCACCCCUGGGGAGCGCUGCUCACCUUCAUUGAGCUUGUGCGGAACCCCAAGUACGACUUCUGGAACAAGGACUUCUUGCGCGUUGCGCCAGAGGUCACGGCCAUUUUGGACAAUGUAUGUUCCUGCAUUCCCAUUGUUCCACUGACGUCUGCUCAUUAA